AUGAAGGUGGAUGUGGCGCACAGUACUCAUAAUUUCAGGCACAAGGUGUCGCUCUUUACUCAGAGGAAGGAGUUCAUUCAUAGGUUGGUCCGAAUUGUGGGGCACACCUCAGAAAAGAAGACUCCGUCAUGCCGGAUGCUACUGUUAAAGGAUCCUUUGAAACUUCUCAAAAUUCAGCGAGAUUUUAAUUUGAGCGGAAGUAUCUGGUCUUCCUGGCAGGCGGGGAGCGGUCAGCUGCGCUACUCUGUCCCCGAAGAGGCCAAGCACGGCACCUUCGUGGGCCGCAUCGCGCAGGACCUGGGGCUGGAGCUGGCAGAGCUGGUGCCGCGCCUGUUCCGGGAGCUGUGCGGGCGGAGCGCGGAGUGCAGCAUCCACCUGGAGGUGAUCGUGGACCGGCCGCUGCGGGUUUUCCACGUGGAGGUGGAGGUGAAUGAUAUUAACGACAACCCGCCGGUGUUCUCGCUCAAAGAACAAAGGCUGCUGAUAGCUGAAUCUAAGCAACUGGACUCGCAUUUUCCGCUAGAGGGAGCUUCUGAUGCGGAUAUAGAAGCGAAUGCGGUAUUGACCUACAGACUAAGCCAAAACGAGUAUUUUUCUCUAGAAUCACCAGUAAGUAGUAGGCCGACUAAAAGAUUGUCACUUAUAUUAAAGAAGCCUCUAGACAGGGAAAAAACUCCAGAAUUUAAAAUGCUAUUGACGGCCACAGAUGGGGGGAAACCGGAACUUACUGGCACAGUUCAACUCUUUGUUCAAGUCUUAGAUGUUAACGACAAUGAUCCGGAGUUUGAUCAAUUAGAAUACCAAGUAAAACUGGUGGAAAACGCUGUUAAAGAAACUCUUGUGAUAAAGUUAAAUGCCACAGAUCGAGAUGAAGGCAUAAAUGGGGAGGUAACAUACUCUUUGAAGUCAGUUAAGCCUGGAGGGAGACAUUUCUUUACACUGGAUGAAAGUAAUGGAGAGGUGAGGGUCAAUGGAACUUUAGAUUAUGAAGAAAAUAACUUUUAUGAAAUCGAAGUGCAGGCCACAGAUAAGGGGAACCCCCCAAUGGCAGGUCACUGUACAGUCUGGGUAGAAAUCUUGGACAUCAACGAUAACUCACCGGAAGUGACUGUAACUUCCUUGUCCCUCCCAGUACGUGAGGACACUCAGCCAGGCACUGUCAUUGCAGUGAUUAGUGUAUCCGACCUCGACUCCGGUGUCAAUGGCCAAGUCACCUGCUCUUUGACGUCCACCGUUCCUUUCAAGAUCGUGUCCACCUUCAAAAACUAUUACUCAUUGGUGCUGGACAGCCAUCUGGACAGAGAGAGCAUUUCAAACUAUGAUUUGGUAGUGACUGCUAGAGAUGGUGGUUUGCCCUCGCUGUGGGCCUCGGCCACCGUGUCCGUGGAGGUGGCCGACGUGAACGACAACGCGCCGGCGUUCGCGCAGCCCGAGUACACGGUGUUCGUGAAGGAGAACAACCCUCCCGAGUACACGGUGUUCGUGAAGGAGAACAACCCGCCGGGCUCCCACAUCUUCACGGUGUGCGCGCGCGACGCGGACGCGCAGGAGAACGCGCUGGUGUCCUACUCGCUGGUGGAGCGGCGCGUGGGCGAGCGCGCGCUGUCGAGCUACGUGUCGGUGCACGCGGAGAGCGGCAAGGUGUUCGCGCUGCAGCCCCUGGACCGCGAGGAGCUGGAGCUGCUGCAGUUCCAGGUGAGCGCGCGGGACUCUGGUGUGCCUGCCCUGGGGAGCAACGUGACUCUGCAGGUGUUUGUGCUGGAUGAGAAUGACAAUGCGCCCGCGCUGCUGGCGCCUUGGACCCCAGGAACAAUGGCUUCAGUAAGUGAACUAGUGUCGCGAUCAGUGGGCGCAGGUCACGUGGUGACGAAGGUGCGUGCCGUGGACGCGGACUGUGGCUACAACGCCUGGCUCUCUUAUGAGCUGCAGGCGUCCGCGGGUGUCGCGCGCAGCCCGUUCCACGUGGGUCUGUACACUGGAGAAAUCAGCACUACACGUGCCCUGGAUGAGUCUGAUGAGCCGCGCCAGCGCCUGUUGGUGCUGGUGAAGGAUCAUGGAGAACCUGCGCGGACGGCCACCGCCACCUUUCUGGUUUUGCUGGUCGAGAGUGGUCAGACUCCAAAAUCCUCCUUGCGAUCGCCGGCAGAGGGCACAAGCCUGGAAGUGACACUAGUGGACAUCAAUGUGUACCUGAUCAUCGCCAUCUGCGCGGUGUCCAGCCUGUUUGUGCUCACACUGCUACUGUAUAUGGCUCUGCGCUGUUCAGCCAUACAUACUGAGGACACGUGUGGGCCCGGGAAGCCCAGGCUGGUGUGCUCCAGUGCGGUGGGGACCUGGUCGUACUCGAAGCAGAGGCCGCAGAGGGUGUGCUCUGGGGAGGGCCCGCCCAAGAUGGACCUAAUGGCCUUCAGCCCCAGUCUUCCUCCUGACCUGGAUAAAGAUGAAAGGGAAAAGCAGGAUCCAGGAUCAAAUCACCCUGGGCAGGCUUAUGCUAAUGUCUUUCUGCAGCACAAAAGCCAUCCAAACAGUAUGAAUGUGAAGCCAUCCAGGGUAGUAGGGAGCAGCCAGUUCUGCUACUCGGUUCCCGAGGAGGCCAAACAAGGCACCUUCGUGGGCUUCUCGCAGGACCUGGGGCUGGAGCUGGCUGAGCUGGUCCCACACCAGUUUCAGGUAGCGUCCAAACACCACUGGAACCUUUUGAGACUAAACCAGCAUUUUACAUUUAAAAAACAACAAAAGGAUAAACACACAUUGUCUGCAUUAGCUCUUCUCAAGUCACUGGAUAGGCUGGAAUCACCUGGACUUCAUGUAUUGCUGAUGGUCACCAAUGACGGCAAAAUGGGACUAACAGUUUCUGCUCAAAGGCAAAUAGCCAUCCACACCAGAAUUCAUAAACCUGUUUAUAAAGUCGUAUUGUUUGCAAAUGUCCCAAACAGCACGACUAUAGUUGAACUAAGUGCUUCCAAGUUAGAUGAAGGCCUAAAUAGAGAAUUUUCCUCUGCAAUGAGAAUAAUUUUGCCUGUGAGUGAGACAUGUAUGUUUUUAAUAAAUCUAGACACAAGUGAAAUGAAAAUUUAUGCAGAGCUGGAUUUUGAAGAGAAUAAUACUUAUGGAAUUCAAGUUAACACUACUGAUAAGGGGAAUCCUUCCAUGGUCAGUCAGUGUAUAGUCCAGAUGGAAAUUCUGGAUAUGAACGAUAAUGUCCUUGAAGCAAUGGCCACUUUGUUGUAA
This is a messenger RNA of Chinchilla lanigera (long-tailed chinchilla), 3231 nucleotides long. Its product is annotated as protocadherin alpha-11. The record is from RefSeq and is a predicted model, not a curated record. NCBI's taxonomy places the organism in Eukaryota, Metazoa, Chordata, Mammalia, Rodentia, Chinchillidae. The coding region runs from base 1 to 3231 and encodes 1076 amino acids. Gene Ontology annotation, cellular component: plasma membrane. Gene Ontology annotation, biological process: homophilic cell-cell adhesion. Gene Ontology annotation, molecular function: calcium ion binding. The transcript has 8 exons.